AUGGCCGGUCGCGUCAGACACCCCAUCGACGUCAAGGCGCUCGAGCGCUACAUUGAGCAGCAUGUGCCCGAGAUCAAGACGCCGCUGGACGUCAAGCAGUUCGGCUUCGGCCAGUCCAACCCAACAUACCAGCUCACCUCCCCGGACGGCCAGCGCUACGUGAUGCGCAAGAAGCCGCCGGGGAAGCUCAUCUCAAAGGCCGCCCACAAGGUCGAGCGCGAGUACCGCAUCAUCCACGCGCUCGAGCACACGGACGUGCCCGUGCCCAAGGCCUACUGCCUGUGCGAGGACGACUCGGUGGUGGGGACGCCCUUCUACAUCAUGGAGUUCCUGGACGGCCGCAUCAUCGAGGACCCGGCCAUGCCCGGGCUGUCCGCGCGCGAGCGCACCGCCCUGUGGAAGGCCGCCAUCGAGACCCUCGCCAGGUUCCACCGCGUCGACUUCCGCGCCGUCGGGCUCGAGGCCUACGGCAAACCCCAAGGGUUCUACAACCGCCAGCUCGCCACGUGGCGCACCAUUUGCGCCGCCCAGGCCGCCGCAAAGGACACCGACACGGGCAAGCCCGUCGGCGACCUGCCGCACUUUGACGAGCUGCUGGCCUUCUUUGCCGACCCGGCCCGCCAGCCCCGCGACAAGGGCACGCUGAUCCACGGCGACUACAAGAUUGACAAUGUCGUCUUCCACAAGACGGAGCCCCGCGUCAUCGGCAUCCUCGACUGGGAAAUGUCCACCGUCGGCCACCCACUCAGCGACAUUGCCAACAUCAUGGGGCCCUUCUACAACGCAAAGAUGAGAGCCAUGUACUCGUCCUCCCCGGCCUUCCUCGAGGGCGCAACCCCGGGCCUGCCUGACCCGGACACCAUCAUGAGGUGGUAUGCCGACGUCGCCGGCUGGGAUCCGAAACCCGAGAUGAACUGGGCCCUCGCCUUUAGCACCUUCCGCCUCGGCGCCAUCUGCCAGGGCAUCGCCGCCCGCGUGGCCACCAGGCAGGCCAGCAGCGAGAGCGCCGUCAAGCACGCCUCGUCCAUGGGACCCUUGUCUGAGUACGCAUGGCAGCUUGUCCAGGACGAGCUGGACACAAAAGGAGGCGCCGCCAAGGCAAGAUUAUAG
This is a messenger RNA of Microdochium trichocladiopsis, 1110 nucleotides long. Its product is annotated as phosphotransferase enzyme family protein. Bases 1 to 1110 code for a protein of 369 amino acids. Gene Ontology annotation, biological process: protein phosphorylation. Gene Ontology annotation, molecular function: protein kinase activity. The record is from RefSeq and is a predicted model, not a curated record. Lineage: Eukaryota; Fungi; Ascomycota; Sordariomycetes; Xylariales; Microdochiaceae. The transcript has 2 exons.